GGGGGAUCUAUGGCGGGUGCUGGAGGGGCUGAUGGAGCAUCCGCUGCAGCAGGGACUGCUGGAGGGACAGCAGUGGCCGUGGGUGGAGGAGCGGCUGAUGGUGCAGCAGCAGCAGCAGCAGCAGAAGCAGCAGCAGCAGCAGCAGCAGCAGCAGCAGCAGCAGCAGCAGCAGCAGCAGCAGCAGCAGCAGCAGCAGCAGCAGCAGCAGCAGCAGCAGCAGCAGCAGCAGCAACAGCAGCAGCAGCAGCAGCAGCAGCAGCAGCAGCAGAAGCAGCAGCAGCAGCAGCAGCAGCAGCAGCAGCAGCAGCAGCAGCAGCAGCAGCAGCAGCAGCAGCAGCAGCAGCAGCAGCAGCAGCAGUAGUUGGUGGAGGCACAGUCCCAGCAGCAGCAGCCAAUGCAGCAACAGCAGUUGGUGCAGCAGCAGCAGCAAGAGCUGCUCAAACCUUUCCAGCGCCCUCUCUCCUCUUGCAGCCACUCCCUACCGUCAUACCGAACGCAUCAACACGAGAUCGUGGAGGAACCAGGUUCGAAACCGACCUUCCGAGCACCAUAUCGGCUCAGCCCCACAGAACUAGCCAACAUGAAAGAAGCAGAUCGAAUAUCUCCUCGCCAAAGGACUCAUCCGACCAUCCACUUCACCGUACGGUGCCCCAGUACUCUUCACACCGAAACCGGACGGAAGCCUACGCAUGUGCAUCGACUACCGACUCUCAACAAGCAGACCAUCAAGAACAAGUACCCGAUUCCACGAAUCGACGAUCUGCUCGACCAGCUUCAGGGAGCCACGGUAUUUCAAAAAUUAGAUCUGCGGUCCGGAUACUGGCAGACAAAAUGGCGGACGAUUCCAUUCACAAAACGGCCUUCCGAACUCGGUACGGAUUGUACGAGUAUCUGGUGAUGCUGUUCGAACUCACAACGCACCUGCAACGUUCCAAGCAGAGAUGAAUCACAUCCUACGCCCACUCUUGGACG
This is a messenger RNA of Closterium sp. NIES-67, 972 nucleotides long. The record is from the annotation of a GenBank genome assembly. NCBI's taxonomy places the organism in Eukaryota, Viridiplantae, Streptophyta, Zygnematophyceae, Desmidiales, Closteriaceae.